Lotus japonicus is the source of this 848-nucleotide messenger RNA. RefSeq names its product class-10 pathogenesis-related protein 1-like. NCBI's taxonomy places the organism in Eukaryota, Viridiplantae, Streptophyta, Magnoliopsida, Fabales, Fabaceae. Gene Ontology annotation, cellular component: nucleus; cytoplasm. Gene Ontology annotation, molecular function: protein phosphatase inhibitor activity; signaling receptor activity; abscisic acid binding. Bases 100 to 573 code for a protein of 157 amino acids. The record is from RefSeq and is a predicted model, not a curated record. The transcript is spliced from 2 exons. Gene Ontology annotation, biological process: abscisic acid-activated signaling pathway; defense response.
CUCACAAACCACACAAGCCAAUUAAGCUUUCAUUUCAUUCUCACACUACUUAUUUCAUUUUCCUCUUGUGUCUUACUAGCUCAUCAUCAUCAAUUCAUCAUGGCUGUUCUUACUUUCACUGAUGAGACCACCUCUACCGUAGCUCCUGCUAAGCUUUUUAAAGCUCUGGUUCUAGAUGUUGAUACCAUUGUGCCAAAGGUUAUUCCUGUUUUCAAGAGUGUUGCAAUUGUUGAAGGAAAUGGUGGUGCCGGAACCGUAAAAAAAAUCACUAUCAAUGAAGGUGGAGAAGACAAGUAUGUGUUGCACAAAAUUGAUGCAAUUGAUGAGGCCAAUUUUGUAUACAACUACAGCGUCAUUGGAGGUGAUGGGUUACCAGACGCCGCGGAGAAGAUUUCAUUUGAGUCCAAAUUGGCUGCAGGACCUGAUGGAGGUUCCAUUGCAAAGCUCACCGUCCACUUCCACCUCAAAGGUGAUGCUAAACCCACUGAAGCAGAGCUCAAGGAAGGCAAGGAAAAGGGUGAUGGUCUUUUCAAGGCAGUUGAGGGUUAUGUUUUGGCCAAUCCCAAUUACUAAUUAAUAAGCAUAUUUCUAAGUGUUAAUUUGCUUAUAUAUGGUGUGUUUGCAUAUUUUCUCAGUGUGCUCAAUUUGGCUGCCAGAGCCAUUCUCUUUUUCUUUUCUUCCUUUGCUUUUGUUGUGGAGUUGUGAGAUUUCAUCUCAUGUGUGUAGCAGCUCCCUUCAUCAAUUAAUAAUGAUCCUAUAAUUACAAGAAAUGCAAGCUAUUUGAGCUUUUAUAUACUCGAUCUUUGUAAUUCUUCAUAUAAUUACAAGAAAGCUCAAGUUUGUAGCAA